Messenger RNA from Bursaphelenchus xylophilus (pine wood nematode), 2667 nucleotides. Lineage: Eukaryota; Metazoa; Nematoda; Chromadorea; Rhabditida; Aphelenchoididae. The record is from the annotation of a GenBank genome assembly.
AUGUCCGAAGAAGAAUAGUAAGGCCUUUAAAAGUUGCUGCAAUCAAAUUUAAGAGGUGUUAAGAAGAAUUGUUGUGAAUAUCAAUUUUAAAUAUAACAAAAACUCUUUACAGCGAACAUUUCCUUGGAGUAAUCUCAAAAAAUUUUAAUCUUGAAAAAAAUCGGUGUCCUACAACGAAAACUUUCAGUGUCAAAAACCUUUCUAGUUAAAAAUAAAGCUUUAGGAACAUAAAUUAUUACAUGGCAAAGAACACCCCAAAACGUUAACUGAAGAUAGUAAAAUUUGAUGUUGCAGCAGCGAAGAGGAGUACGAGGAGGAGGAAGAAGAGGAAGUCGCCGCCACACCAGCUGCGUAAGAAACUAGUCCGUAACCGGAAAAUUUAUUUUACAGCGCUCCAGCUGAGCCAGAAGCCGCUGCUGAUGAGCCAGAAGAGACUGAAGAGGCCGAGCCAGCCGCGCCAGCGCCACCUGCUCCCGCUGAUGACGAGCCCAAGAAAGAAGAGGCUCCGCAGUAGGUUUUGACAUUCAAUGUAAAAUAUUGGAAUAGUUAAAAAUUUAUCUAAUCUCGCUGAUUUUUAAACUCAAAAACUUUAAAACCGCGUUAUGUAGAAUUUGAAAAAAAUUGUGUUUCUGCAUAACGCUUUACCGUACUGUUACAAAACAUCAAAGAAAUUCGUCUUUAAAAUCGUUUUUUGUUUCCUUUUAUCAAAUUCGAACAUUUACCAUCAAAAAUUAUGCAAAAUUUCAUUUUUGAAUAUUCAAAUUUUUCAUUACUAAAAUUUGUAAACAACCAAUUUUCUGCACGUCCAAUUUUCAGACUGCGGAAAGUGGAACGCAAGCAGGAAGAAGCUCAGCCAGAAUCCCUGACCGAAGCCGAACAAGCCAUGUUGGCUGCCAAGAAAAGACAUGAAGAGGAGGAGGCUGCGAAACUCUUGGAUUACGAAGAACGUCGCAAGCUUGAGCGUGAACAAACCGAGCGCGAACUGGAAGAGCUCCGUCAACGUCAGGCCGAACGUCGCGCUGAAUGGGCCAAAGAAGAGGCCGAGUUCGCGGCUCGUCGUCGUCAAGAUGAUGAGAGGCGCAGACAAGAAGAGGUGAGGAAAAAAAGAAAAAAGAAAUACCUAAUUUGUUGCCCUAACCAACUCUCUUUCUUCAGGAAGCCCGCAAGGCCAAGAGCGAAGCCGACCGUCAACGUCGCGAGGAGGAACGUCAACGUCGCGGUAACAUGAUGGCUGGAGCUUUGUUGGCUGCCGCUAGCGGUGAGAAGCCCGGCCGAAACUUUGUGGUCGUCAAGAAGGAGCGCUCCGCCACUGAGACCUCCGACACCAGACCCCGCAAGCCCGGAGGAAAAACCGCUGAGCAGAUUGCUGAGGCCAAGGUAAGCGAGGGGUAUCUUAACGGUCAAAAAAACGGGGUAGAGCAUUAAAAGCUGGCCACAAGAUUAGUAUUAUAUGUAGAAACAGUUUAGAAAGCACUCCUUCUGAUAUUAUGUGUCCCGAAGAUAGCCCUGUGGCUUCUAAAAUGUCUGAAUUACCUGCAAAACCAUUGAAUUUCAGCAACAAUACCUGUCCGUCGUUGCUCGCCCAGUCGACGUCUCAAACCUGUUGCCAAAUGACUUGAAGAACAAGAUCAAGCAGUUGCAUGCCAAGAUUGUCAGACUCGAAUCCGAGAAAUACGACCUGGAGAAGAGAAAAGAUCGUCAGGAAUACGACGUAAGUUCUUCAUCAUGCCUAAAGUACCUGAAUGAAAUAAAAAUUAACUUUGCAUUUAAAUCAGCUCGAAAAUUUGAGUUCGACCACAUAAUUUAUGAAUUAUUUUAGCUGAAAGAGCUCAGCGAGCGCGAAAAGCAAGCCUCGCGCAAGAAGGCCAUCAGCCGAGGACUGGACCCUGACCAGAUUGCUGAUGCCUCCAACUCCGUGAUCCCACCAAAGAUUAUCGUUGCCUCCAAAUUCGAUCGUCAAACCGACCGUAGCAGCUACUCCGACCGCCGUGAAAGAUAUGAAAAGGUAAGACGACUUUUCUGCGGGCUUCCUGUUGUCCAAUAAACUAAGCGUUCAUUGAAAUUAUUCCUGAAGAAUCACUGAUUUUUCCAGGACCUUUUAAACGUUUACGAACCUCGAGUAAUCAUCAAUAACUUCCCAAAAUUUCAGCCAGUUGUCAAGCCUCCUCCAUCCAUUGCUCACGGAACCGCCAAGCCUCCUCCAGAGUGGGGCCGCAAGACCAACGACGAAUUGGAAGCGCUCCGCAAGAACUUGGAGCCCUUCAAAUACAUCGAGCAUGAGAAGGUUGAAGGAGCUCGUCCUCCAGUCCAACCAAUCCCACUGCAAUUGCCCACUGAUGACGUAAGUGUGGUCUAUGUUACAUCGCCAUACAUAGUAUCUCUGGUAGCCCUAAAAUUUAACUCUGUCACGAUAGACGAAACUUAUCGUAUUUCAUAACAAUCUCCCGUCUAGUAUUCACUCCAAAUUUUCUGGAUGAAAAAUCAGCCACCUUUUGAUUUGCCUACCUACUUGAUCUACAGCCUCCCUUUUUAUAUUAUCCAUGGGACUUGCUGCUAAAUUAUCUUUUGUUUUUUUUUCAGUUCGAGACAAGUGCGCCCGCAGAGCCGGAACCGGUGGCCGAGGAACCGCCCAAGCCUGCACCCAAAGGCCGUGCUGGCAAGGUCUAG